This is a messenger RNA of Lodderomyces beijingensis, 345 nucleotides long. The record is from the annotation of a GenBank genome assembly. Lineage: Eukaryota; Fungi; Ascomycota; Pichiomycetes; Serinales; Debaryomycetaceae.
AUGUCGUUGUUUAUGGGAUCAACGUCGCAGUACUCCUACGCCAAAGUGGAUCCAGAGAAGAUUAAACUAGCGGAUAUACAAUUUCAAGCAAUGGCCCACACAUUCAAUAAGGUGUUGAGCACAUGCGAAUCCAAGUGUUUAGUGCAUGAAUAUGGCGAAGGCGAGUUGACCAAAGGCGAGCUGGAGUGUAUUGAUAGAUGCGUUUCGAAAUACGUCAAGGCUAAUAAAAUUGUCGGUGAGCAAGUGCAGGGUCAAAGGCAAGAUCCGUACAGCAGCAUGCCGGCGUUCAGAAAAAUCCAAGACAUCAUAGGCAGCAGCAGCAGCAGCAACAGCAGCAGGAUAUGA